AUGUCUGAUUGGGAUAAUGUUACUGUGAUUGGCCAGAAGGCUCGUGUUGGCGGUGGUGGCCCAAGGGAGAGAGUUGCUCGUACCCAGGCUGAGGUGAACGCCGCCAGAAGAAGUGGUGCCGCCAUCAACACGGAAAAGAAGUACGGUUCUACCAACACAAAGUCCAAUCCUGAAGGUCAGAGAUUGACUAAGUUGGAUAACACUGAUGACGUCGUUAGCGUGAAGAAGGUCGAAGCCAGCGUCGGUAAGACCAUUUCCCAGGUUAGACAAGAGAAGAAGCUAACCCAGAAAGAUUUGGCCACCAAGAUCAACGAGAAGCCUCAGGUUAUCAAUGACUACGAGGCUGGCAGAGCUGUUCCAAACCAGCAGGUCUUGGGUAAGAUCGAAAGAGCUUUGGGUGUCAAGUUGAGAGGUAAGAACAUUGGUGAGCCAUUGUUCGGCCCUAAGAAGAAGUAA
This is a messenger RNA of Candidozyma haemuli, 456 nucleotides long. It is a transcript of the gene MBF1, whose product is annotated as Mbf1p. Gene Ontology annotation, cellular component: nucleus. The transcript has a single exon. Bases 1 to 456 code for a protein of 151 amino acids. The record is from RefSeq and is a predicted model, not a curated record. NCBI's taxonomy places the organism in Eukaryota, Fungi, Ascomycota, Pichiomycetes, Serinales, Metschnikowiaceae. Gene Ontology annotation, molecular function: DNA binding.